GAUUCCUUCAGGUUCUCCUUAGAAGUCUCCUUGUUUACCUUGCUCUGGGGCUUUUCAUCUACAAUUUGCUUGCAUGUCGUUUGUACAGGUUUCUGUGUACAGCAUACCAGCUCCAUACCACUCCGAGCAGGCGGCUGGACAGGAAAGUCCGCAUCUUCACUAUUGCCAGCCUUACCAAGAAGGUGUGUGUCAGAAGUAUUGUUUCCUCAAAUGGAUGAGGUUGCAUUUCUGGAAGAGGUGGCUUCUAGGAGUAUUACCUAUGAUUUCUUUAAUAGUUACAAUAAUUGUGCUGGUCCUGCCCUAUUCAUUCACUCCAGCUUUCUCCUUUAUGUAUAUUGGUGGAAGUGUAGAAAUCCCUAAUUUAACAUAUACAAAUGACCUCACUGAUCAAAAGUCACAGAAAUUCCUCCUGCAAGCAGAAGCAAUCCAAAAUUACUUUGCAGAGUUAUACAAGUCUUCCACCUUGGGAAAGUAUUACUUGAAGUCUGUAGUGGCUGCUUUCAGUGAACGAGAGUCCGGACUUCGAGCUUAUUACUGGAAUACAUUCUGGGCACCACAAGAUAUGGCUGAUUCUCUUAAAAAACUAACCUCAAAGGGGCAAAAAGAGAUCAGUAGUAAACAAGCACCUCACAUGUUCAGUUCUUCAGAUCUCAUUACAAUAGAGCUUUCUGUUUCAGAUUCCACAGAAUACGAUGUGAUGCUAAAAUCAGCAGUAUCCUUUGACCUGUAUGCAAAGCCAGGUAACAACAGGACUGUAACUCUGAUGAAUCCCAAGAAGUCUUUUUAUCAGUGGAGGCUGCGAGUUCCUUCUGACUAUGUGGUGAGACUGGUAGUUACUACUUUGCGUGGUGUCACUCCAGGGAGCUGUGCAUCACACCAGUUAUCAGCAUAUGAUUUCCUUCUUCCUCUGCAGAACAAGAUCAUUACAAGAUGGUGUGGGCCUGGGGCCUGGACUCCUCCUGUUGUACGUUUAACUUCAUUGAGUAAUGUAAUGUUGCUUACCUUCUCACUGGACUGAAGAGAAGAAAGGAACGUCCUAAAAGCUCACUUUCAAGCCAUCCCUAAAAUCAUGUGUGGUGGGCAUUUUAUCUCCUGGAACGGGACACUGAGUUCCCCUUAUUACCCGAGUUACUACCCACCAAACAUUGACUGCAGCUGGAUCAUCCGAGCACCAUUGCCUGGCUACAAGCUGUCAUUAAAAAUCCUUGUAAUACAAAUUCAAGAGAAGUCUCCAGGGUCCAGUAAAUGUGAUAAGGACUGGUUAGAAACUGAUGGAGUUAGAUACUGCAAAGCCAUUUCAGAAAGCAACAGAAAUAAAGAAUAUGGCUAUUCUGUUGCAAUCAAAUUCCAUUCUGAUGAACUGGUUACCCACAGAGGGUUUUAUAUUGAAUACAAAGCCUUCAGUCACACAGACUCUUGUUCUCGACAAUUUAAAUGUGCAGAUAGAACACGCAUUCCUUCAAGCAAUCAAUGUGAUGGCUGGAAAGACUGCUUAGAUGGGAGUGAUGAAUUAGAUUGUGACUGUAAUCCAGAACAGCUGAACUGUGGCGAUGGGAAGUGUAAACAUAGGUAUAACACUUGCAAAGGUGAUGACAGCUGUGGGGAGGACAGUGAUGAAAAUGACUGCUCCUACAAAAGUUGCUCCCGUUAUGCUUACAAGUGCCUUAAUGGAAAAUGUCUGCUGAAACCGAAUCCUGAGUGUGACGGAAUAAGAGAUUGUGCAGAUGGAUCUGAUGAAAUGAACUGUGGUGUGUUGUUUCUGUUAGCUUGUGGAAGACACUGGUUUAAGAAAAAUAGAAUUGUUGGAGGUGAAGAAGCAAGAUCUGGAAAGUGGCCUUGGCAAGCAAGUUUACAGAUGGGAGCACAUGGCCAUGUAUGGGGCGCUUCUGUUAUUUCAAGCAGAUGGCUCAUAUCUGCUGCCCAUUGCUUUCUGGAUUCUGAUUCUGUAAGAUACUCUGUUCCUUCCGGAUGGAGAGCGUAUAUGGGCUUACGCACCAUUAAUGAAAACAGCAAUCUCGUGGCUAUGAAAUCAAUCAAAAGGAUUAUUAUCCACCCACAAUAUGACCAAUAUAUCUCAGACUAUGACAUUGCCUUGUUGGAAAUGGCGACACCAGUAUUCUUCAGUGAGCUGGUACAGCCCAUUUGUUUACCCAGCACCUCUAGAGUAUUUGUUUAUGGAGCUGUCUGCUAUGUAACUGGCUGGGGAGCCAUAAAAGAAAACAGUCAUCUUGCCAAAACACUGCAGGAAGCUAGAGUGAAAAUAAUUAACCAAAGUGUUUGCAACAAACUGUAUGAUGAUCUGAUCACAUCGCGUAUGCUGUGUGCUGGCAGUCUUAAUGGUGGCAUUGAUGCAUGCCAGGGAGAUUCUGGAGGUCCUUUAGCCUGCACGGGAAAGGGAAAUAGAUGGUACCUUGCUGGCAUUGUGAGUUGGGGUGAAGGAUGUGCUCGGCGCAAUCAUCCUGGUGUAUAUACUAAGGUGAUGGCAUUUUAUGACUGGAUUCGUCAGAACACAAGCUGAUGUGCCAAAGAGAAAAUGCAAAUCAUCUUCCUUGUGAAAGCUGCUUUCUACAAUAAUUUAUUAUGUGCAUCUCUGGCAAUAUAACAAGAAAAAGCCAUUGGCUUGCUCUUUUUGGAAAAAAGCACUUUUUUUGAUGCAGAAACUAUCAUUUCCUAUUCACCUGGCAGUAACUGUUUGGAUUCAGAGCAGUGGCACGAGAUUCCUUAUGGAUUCAUCUUCAUUAUCCCCAGCAGCAGAAACAGUGCUGCCUUAAAAAAUACAAAAUAAAAUGAAUUAAAACCUCUAACAAAAAUCCAUCGAAAACUUUCCUUUAGAGAUCUUCUCCCUUCAUUCCAUCUCUGAGAUGUCCCUCCCUCCGCCCCUCCCCCAUGUGUAUGUGUGUACAUAUAUAUAUGUAUAAACACACAUAUGUGUCUUUAUACAUAUAUACAUCCCAUAUACACUCACAUAUGUUCCCUUGAUGAUGUUACAGGAUUCUAAACAUAAAUAAUUCUUUCCUGUUUCUUCAAAAUACAACUAUUAUGAUCAGUGUAGUGUACAAAACUGAGGUGAGUUCAUUCUGCAGUGACGCUGCUACUUCAUGACUGUUCCUUUCUGGGCUGUAAUUUUUGGGUUGUCUCCUGUGAUUUUUUAACACCACCAAACAUAUGGCUCAGGUACGUUAGGGUGCAGGAAACUUUCUUUAAAGGACUGAAAGAGCAUCAUUCAGUUUCUUAUGGAUGAUAGUUAAAUAAGAGGAAGGAAAUACUGAGUUUUAAUUAAGCAAAAGGAAACUGUAUAAAGGAAAAGUAUUGAGAAUUAUGUUUUGAUUGAGUUCCAAAAGAAGCCUCCUUCAAAACCUCAUAAAUUACUAGUUCCCCAACAGAAUGUCAAGAAUUCACAAAACUGUCACAUUCUGGUCUCUUUACAGGCUUUAUGGACACGUUUAUCCAUGUAACUGAUUAUGGUAAUAUUAUAUCUUUCAGUUAGUUCUCCUUUAUAUUAGACUUCAGUGAAAUCACCAAAAACAGAUUCACUUCCUUUAAAAAUAGGACUUGGAGACAGAUCUCAGCAAGACUCUGACACUUGCACAGGAACAUGAGUUGGUAAACAUCCAGACUUCAGGACAUAUAUUUCUUUCUUUGUUGCCCUCACUCCCAAUGGCUGAGGGCUAACCUAGCACUUGUGAGUAGUGUGUAAUGAUCAUAGUGGCACUGUGCUGUGAUGCAUCAGGCUUCAAACAAGCAUGAACUUGGUGCCUGGGUGAUAAUAGAAGGCCGAUGCCUCGGUGGCUUCACCCUAGUAGGGUGUCAGGAACUGCACACACACCUGACUAAAGAGGUGUAUGACUAGACCUGUCCAAGGAGAGAUGGUACCACACAUGCAGGACUACAUGAAACAGAAUGGUGGCAUUUCUCCUGGGGCGUCUGCAGGCAGUCUGUUUCAAGAUUACUGCUCUGCAAGGAAGUCUUUCUUGUUGAACCAGUCUUCUGAUACAAACAAGCAAAAUCUUGCAGCUUCUUAGUCCAAGAUGGUUCUUAUGUAUCUUGGCUUUUUGCCCAGUCUUUGGUGCUUUCACACAUUCUCUUUAAAGCUUUGACCGUAGCUAUGUAGGAACUGAUGUCUGCAAUGAGUGACGCAUGCAUUUCCCCAGCUUCUGCUCCAGCACGCUCUGUGGACAGCCUCCUGGUGGGUUCCCACUGCUUUCCCUGGCAUCCUUGGUCUGCGGUGAGGAGAGUUUCAGGAUCAGGUCUUUUUGUUUGGUCUUUCUUCCUCGCCAGAAGAAAGGGCUGUAUCUGUGUGGCCAUACUGGCAUCGAAAGGGACAUAAAGAAAAAAGAAUUUAUGGGGUUGCAUUCAUCCUUGAUCGCAAAGAAAGUGGUGGAGGAAGUGACAGCCACAUCUCUGUCACAAGAUCAUUUCUUUAACCCUAGCAGUAAAUCCAGCAGUGGAAGAAAUAAUCUGAUGAGCUGAUCAGCCCAAACCUAGCUGAUUUAAGGUUUCCAAAGGUAUUUAUGAGAUUGAAGAAUGCUGGCAUUCAGUUUAAUAGAAUAUCUGUUUGCACUUCCUAGACAGUCUUAAAGUUGUGCUCAGUAUUUGGGAGUAUUUAGCUUUCACCUUUACAGUAUAAAAAAAAACCAAACAUGAAACUGGCAGCAUGAAUAUCAGUCCUUGCUAGCCACACCACAUUUUUUUUUCCAGUGGUAUGUAAACAUGUGAUUCUUGUUCAGUUUCAGACCUGCCUUCCAGCAGCAUGUGGGGAAGGCCCCUGGCUGGCACUAAUAGACACACAGUGGGAUUCCUGUAUCUGACACCUAUAUUACUUGCCCUUCCUUUCUUGAGUUAGUAUUGGGUACUUUUCCCCCACAAUGCUUGUGUUAAACUUACAAAUACUGCAUGAGCUAUACAUAAAUGAUAUUCUUUGGGUAUUUUAGUAUCUCUAAAGGCUAGUCUGUCAUUCAUUUCUUCCUUUUUAGUAAAUGUGCUAAAUAAGCAAGUGCCUAUGUUUUAUUCAUUGGAUUGGGCCUCUGAAACUUCUAAUCCCUGGGGGUGAUCAGAACUACAUUUGUACCUCCGAGUUUCCUCUUUUUGUAAAGUUGGGCCAAGAUUUGCUUAUUUUACUAAAGCACACAUUUAUGAUUGUGUGUUUCUGUUCCUUGUGUUGAAACCAGAGAUAUCUUCACUACAGAAAACAGUUUUCCUGCUGUUUUGUUCUAGAUAAGAGCAUAGGCCAGAAAGUUCAGAUCAGUUCUCAACUUCCCAUUUUCUUUAACGGCUUCUCAGUUUCAUGUGUGAGAGAAGUCUGUUAGUUUAUGUGCAAGUAAGGCAUCAAGUGUGGAUCUCAAUUCAGGCCACACUAAAGAAAUUCCAGUGUUUGUAUGGCGCUCCUUCACAGAUUAAAAUAAAUGGACUUUGGCUUUU
Messenger RNA from Dromaius novaehollandiae (emu), 5418 nucleotides. RefSeq names its product suppressor of tumorigenicity 14 protein-like. The transcript has 19 exons. Gene Ontology annotation, molecular function: serine-type endopeptidase activity; protein binding. Gene Ontology annotation, biological process: proteolysis. The record is from RefSeq and is a predicted model, not a curated record. Lineage: Eukaryota; Metazoa; Chordata; Aves; Casuariiformes; Dromaiidae.